AUGGCCACCGCUGCACCACCCCAAAGUACGUUCGGGUUGCUCUUUCGCCCCUACGAAGCCAAUUACGAGGGCGUCUUCAUCUCGGGGCCGCCGAAGAUUGACACUUCGUUAUCGGAAGCGGCCCAGCUGGAGGAGCGGAAGCGGUUAUGGGAGCUAGAAGACUACGAUCUCGACAAGGUCCAGGAGAAGAAGGUGAAGGAGCUCCUUGAGCUGUAUGCGUCCAAAGCUGUCGACGACCGAUCGGUGAUCACGGCAAUGAGCGACAGGGCGCCAAACUGCAACGAGAUUGAUGCUCUCUUGAGCGGCAAUCGGUGUCGACUACUCCUCGAUAACCUGAAAAAGAAGACGGGCUUUGACAAAGAGUACAAGGCGACUCAGCUUCCCAACUGCUCACCGAUUCGCCAACAUACUCUUCACGUCCUCGGGUGUUUGAUCAACCGCUAUGGCUACAUCGACCUGAAUGGCCUGCUUGUGUUCCCCGGAUCGCUAGCCCUUCCGUUUAUCGCCCCACAGACAGUCAAUUCGCUCUUCAAAGUCGAGAAAUUCCGCAAUCUUGGCUCAGACAACACAGGCAUGUGGCACGCGAUCGACGGCACUUCAACAGGAGACCAGGGCGUUAUCCUGAGCUUGUUGAUGGACUUGGCUCGGCUCCUCUCCCCUCAGGCCUGA
This is a messenger RNA of Vanrija pseudolonga, 669 nucleotides long. RefSeq lists its product as uncharacterized. NCBI's taxonomy places the organism in Eukaryota, Fungi, Basidiomycota, Tremellomycetes, Trichosporonales, Trichosporonaceae. The transcript is spliced from 2 exons. The record is from RefSeq and is a predicted model, not a curated record. Bases 1 to 669 code for a protein of 222 amino acids.